AUGGCAGACCUCGACCUCCAAGCCGUCCACGACGAGAUGGUGGCCAUUGCCUACGAAGCCGGCCGGAUGAUUCUCAGCGCCAACCCGGCUGAUCUCGACACUGGCACCAAGCUCAACUCCGUCGACAUCGUCACCGAAGCCGACCAGGCGGUCGAGAAGAUGGUGUCCAGCAGACUGGCUGCAUCAUUCCCAUCCGUUUCUUUCAUGGGCGAGGAGACAUACAAGCCCGGCAUGAGACUCGGACCGGAGCCCACCUUCGUCGUUGAUCCCAUCGACGGCACCACCAACUUUGUCCACUCGUUCCCAAACGCCUGCAUCUCCCUCGGUCUCGCCGUCCAACGGUCUCCCGCCGUCGGCGUCAUCUACAACCCCUGGCAGGACCUCCUAUUCACAGCCAUCAAGGGCAAAGGCGCCUUCAUGACCCGGCACAAGGCCACGACUCCUCAACAGCUGCCCCUUGCCAAAUCUCCCCGGCCCCUCCAAGGUCUGGGGGCAUCACUGAUUGCAGUUGAAUGGGGCUCCGACCGUGAGGGUUCCAAUUUUGACCUCAAGGCGGACGUUUUCAAGAAACUGGCUGCCAGUAGGGAAUCGGGCGGCGCCAUGGUGCACUCGCUUCGAUCUCUGGGAUCGGCCGCUCUCAACAUUGCCGCCGUGGCUGCCGGACAGAUGGACGCCUACUGGGAGGGCGGAUGCUGGGCCUGGGAUGUCUGCGCCGGCUGGUGCAUCCUCACGGAAGCCGGGGGCAAGAUGGUGAGCGGGAACCCGGGAAACCGGGAUCCGGAGCUGGAGUCGAGGGUUUAUUUGGCCGUGAGGGGCGCGCCAACGGGCCAAGACGAGCUGGUGGAUGAGUUUUGGAAAGUUAUUGGUGACCGAAAACUGGACUACUCUGUUUGA
Messenger RNA from Metarhizium album ARSEF 1941, 894 nucleotides. Its product is annotated as myo-inositol-1-monophosphatase. Gene Ontology annotation, molecular function: inositol monophosphate 1-phosphatase activity. The record is from RefSeq and is a predicted model, not a curated record. Gene Ontology annotation, biological process: phosphatidylinositol phosphate biosynthetic process; inositol metabolic process; signal transduction. The transcript has 3 exons. Bases 1 to 894 code for a protein of 297 amino acids. Lineage: Eukaryota; Fungi; Ascomycota; Sordariomycetes; Hypocreales; Clavicipitaceae.